Aureobasidium namibiae CBS 147.97 is the source of this 2904-nucleotide messenger RNA. RefSeq names its product transcription factor Cmr1. Gene Ontology annotation, biological process: regulation of DNA-templated transcription. Bases 1 to 2904 code for a protein of 967 amino acids. The record is from RefSeq and is a predicted model, not a curated record. Lineage: Eukaryota; Fungi; Ascomycota; Dothideomycetes; Dothideales; Saccotheciaceae. The transcript is spliced from 3 exons. Gene Ontology annotation, molecular function: DNA-binding transcription factor activity, RNA polymerase II-specific; zinc ion binding.
AUGGUUUUCUGCACAUAUUGUGGUCACUCGUUCACCAGGGACGAGCAUCUCGAAAGACAUAUCCUCACCCACACAAACGUUAAGCCUUUCAAGUGUUUCACCUGCCACAUGUCGUUCGCUAGACGCGACCUUCUCCAAAGGCAUUACACCGUCCAUGGCCGGGACCAAAAUCAAGAGAUCAUCCCUGCUGCCAACGGCAUGAUUCCCAAGUCGGCUGGCAGAACUCCAAUUGCAUGCAGCAACUGCGCCAAGACGAAGACCAAGUGUGACAAGAAGUUCCCAUGCAGUCGCUGUGCAGGUCGCAACCUUCGAUGCACACUCCGUCCCACUCGUCGCUCGUCCAAGAAUGCCAACCGUAUGGGCUUGAUCACGGCCGAGACCAUUGCCAGUGGUGUUGCCAAUGGCAUCCUUCCACCAGACCAAACAGUCGCUGCCGAAGCAGCCCCUAUGCCCGUUGCCUCCCCUAAGUCGGCCGAGAAACACAUGCACCACAAGCCCUCGAGUCCUGGAUCUGGUGUACCUACUACCAUCCCCGAAGAGAAGCAUAUGAACGAUGUCUCUGCUCAAUACUUCGAGCAAUCAAUGUCUAAUGGCCACUCCCCUCCCACUCAACAAAUCUCACCCCUGGCUACACCUAAUUCUGGCUUCAUCCAGGGAGCUAUUCCUACCUACGAAGACUUCAUGAAUGGUUCCAAGGAAGAUGAUACCAACCCUCGCUUCAUGCUUGACUGGGGUCAAAUGCCUAUGCCCAUGGGCUUCGACCACAUGGCUCGUGCAGAUCUUAUGCUUGAUCCCAGCAUGGGUUUUGAUCCGAAUCAGUUGUCUUUGAUGCCGUCUUCCGAGAAUACUCUUACCAUCAUUCCCGAGAUGGCCAAUGCCGGUGCCCCUCUAAUCACACCUAUUGAGACACCUAAAGUGGAACGUUCAUUCGCCGAGAUGGAUCUUGGAAACUCAAACAACAUGUUCUACGCCCACGCCAGGCACAUGUCGACUGUCUCACUGGCGUCUAACGAUGGUCAAGACAUCCGAGCAGUCAUUGCGGCUCAGGACGGAUGGAAUGUUUUCAGAUGCACACCUACUGUUCCCUCGAGUUCGUGUCCGACUACUGCCAAGAUGAACCUUGAAUGUCUAGAACAGACUCUCAAGAAUCAUGAAGGUUGGAGCACUUGGACUCCUACCUGGGAUGAGGCCGAUUUUGCUGGCGGCGAGAACUUGGCUGUCAUGCAGCUUCACGAGAGCACGCGCGACAAGCUUCUCGCCAUCACUCAGACAUUCCUUCACAAGGCUCUCGAGACUCACAAAGAAGGCCAACAAGGUGGUCAAUCUCCUUCGUCCAAUGGUGGCUCAAACUUCGUUCUCUUGCCUCCAGCCAGAGUCCUCGAGUAUUUCCUUCGAUCAUACGCGAACAGCUUCGAGCGAUACUACUCGUUGACAUCACGAGGUAUCCUCGACGCCAACGAGCUGAUGCAUUGCUACAACGACAAGGCUUCUUGCCUUUUGGUACUCAUGAUGAUUGCUCAGGGUUCGAUGAACAUCAGCUCUGUCGAGGCCAGAUGGCUCGCCGGCGGUCUCACCGAAGCUUGCCGUAUCUCGCUCUUCGAUCUGAUCGAGCGCAACAUCACUAUGGCUAGCGACCCCAUUGCCUUGCACUCUGCACUCCUCUUCACUUCUCAGGCUGCUUGGAGUGGAGAUAAGUGGCAGAUGGAUAUUGCUAUGGGUCAGCGAAGCAUGUACUUCCACAUGUUGCGACACUCUGGUGUCCUUGAGGGUAGGGCGUUUAACUCUCCUCAGAUGGACCAUCAAGGCAAUCCCGACUCUCUAUGGACUGAAUGGAUCCAGCAUGAGAGCCGCAGCAGACUUGUUUACUCUUGGGUGAUGGUCGACCAAGACCUUGCUCUCUUCCACGACACAGCACCCCUCUUCUCGGUAACUGAAUUUGGCGCUCCUAUGCCUGAUUCUGAUCGUCUGUGGCAGGCCAAGAGUGCACCGGAAUGGUCUCAGAUCUUCGAACAGGUUCACGAGUUCUCUGGAGGCUACUCCUCUCUUGGCUCGGGCGCCCGACCCAUGUCCCUGCACGAUCUGUUCCGUCACUUUUUGGAUGACGAGAUGGCUUCUCUUGGCAUCGGGAUGACGCCUCUUCAGAUGAGGUUACUCCUACACCCUCUCCAGUCUAUGGUGUGUCAUUACGGUCAGCUUAUGAGCUGUUUCUCCGAUUCGCUUUCGUCACGCAACAAGACCCGCACCGUCACUGCAUCGUCGACUAGAUGCCGUCUCGAGGAAGUGCAGUCACUGCUUCAACGUUGGUACGAUAUGGCCGACCGCUACCUUAAGGUCAACCCUAUCUGCGCCGUCAUGCAAGCCAACCUUGUCAUGUUCCACCUUAUCAGUCUCAACGCUGUUACCAACUUCCCUGAGAUCGAGCGUCUGGCUCGUCGUGAGGGUUUCGAUGGCACUUACCAGCAGCUGGUCUGGACCCACAAGAGAUGCAUCGCUGAUGUUGAGGAAGCCGUCUUCCACUGUGGCCAAGUCUUGCGUAUCAUUCGUUCCAUGCCCCGCGGCGUGCGUCCCCCAUGGUGGGCUGGUGCAGUCUACCGCGCUGCUCUUAUCCUUUGGACUGACAGUCUGAUCAACAAGGAGUCUCCUGCAGCAAAUGCUACUGGCGGCUUCCCCUCGCCAGGACCUACCUUUGCUAUCGACUCAUUGCCAGUUGAUCAUCCUGCUAUCGCUCGCUUCUUGAGCAAGCGUCUAGGUCAGCCUGCCCUUAGCAAGAGGGAUGGUACUCACAUUCCCAUGGACCAUGGCAUUACUGUCCUGGCUCAUUGCAUUGAGAUCAUGGACGAAGGCACUUCUAACAGAUUUGUCGAUGGCGUCCGCAACAAGCUCGACCGCUUGAUGAGAAGCUAA